AUGGAAAAUGUCAUGCCUGGCGGGAGCCUUUCUCACCCUAUUGCAUACACUUCAACUGGUUGGCUUGACCGUGAAGGAAUUCCUUUCUUCUGCACCUCUCAGGCAAAGUAUAUUGCCCAGAUAUUGCUGGCUGGUUCGCGCAUCCUCGGCCGCGCAUUUGCGAAGGCACUGCAGGAGGAGUACGCCGCGAGUCAGCAAGCCGCCAAGGCUCGAGCCAGUUCGCGUGCCAAUGAUUCCUCAUCACGUGAUGGUGGUUCCUUCACCGACUCUCUGUCUGGGAUUUCUCUGGAGGAAGCAAAGCAAAUCUUAAACAUCCAAGACAUCCGUAAUGCCGAGGAGUUGCAGAAGAAGUUUGACCACUUAUUUUCUGUGAAUGCCAAGUCCAAAGGCGGCUCGCUUUAUCUCCAGUCUAAGGUGAGUCCACCUCCUACAAUUUCUUUUUAUGCUGCCGACACAGUGCAACUACAUUGUCUUCUGUUUGAGUACCGGACGCCCUUUAAUCUUGUAUUGGAAUCCUGUUAAUGCCACUAUUGUGUUUUAAGUAGAUCUCGUCCUAUUAUACUUGCCUAUGAUGAUGGUACCAGGAGUGACUCUGUUUUCCCACUUUUCCUAAAUUUUCUCUUGUAAAACUGAUUUUUCCAGCUCCACUUUCAAGUUUUUCGCCAUCCUUCUGCAGUCUCCGUUUAUACCGCCUUCAGUUGUUUUCUUGACUACAGCCACUGCUGUCAGUCGUUGGCAAUUGAAUCUAGCAAGAAAGAUCAGAAACCCGAUUUUCUCUGCCUUUCUGUCUGUGUGCUGCGUCACUACAAGUAAACUGUCUUUGUGGCACAGAACUGGGAGUAUUACAGAGACUUCAGCUGCUAUUACUAUUCCCACAAUACUUGUCGACAUGCGUCCUGAACUAGGCUUUGCUGGUAGGCCCAUGCUAUUAAAAUUUAACUGUGCGCUCGGAAAUUCCACCUUUCACGCCCACGAGGGUCCCCCGUCGUGGAGGUCGAUCUUGACUGCAUUUUUCAACCUUUCUCCCCCCAGUGACUCUGUUAAACUUUUUGACGACAAACAUCUCACUGAAGGAAGGCUAUUUGAGCCUUAAGUGGCCUAAAGUGAGGACUUAUUGCCCUGCUUUAUUACGUCAACUAGAGCAAACCAGGAUAAUUUGGGACGCGACUGGUCUCAGUGGCUAACCAAUCAUACAUGGACCUCACUUCAUUCCUGCCACGGUUUAUCUCUCGACCCGAACCAGCUUUCACACUCGGCUAGUCGUAUGCGUAAGAUUUUCCGUGGGAGUUGUUCGCCUGUAUAUCAUUUUCUUGCUCAAGGGAAAGGGUCUGAUGGUAGACGGACACAGGCAGUUGUUUCUCGACUGCCAGCACUACCAACUACUCAUACAUCUACGGACGAACAUAGAGCCGAUAGCAUCAUGGGCCAAUGUAGCCCAUGUCCCGCGAUCACCGACUUGACUCAGCAGUGAUUAUCCCUCUGGAGUCUCAUGCGCGAUUACCAGGGGCUGUAGAACUUAGCAUCCGUUCAGGCCUGACACCUCAGCUGCCGAUCUCGGUGGCAGCGUCAACACGGACAGGUUUUCAGAGCGAUGACGUUGUGGAGGAGUUCCUCUUCGGCUCGACCGAACUCGUGAUCGAAACAUCUCAGGUUUCGGCAUAUUCUCCCGAUUAGCGACGGACUUCCACAUUCUAGAAUUAUUCCGUGAGCUGCCGUUGCAGUGUUCUGGUAGGCACCGGUUGUCUGGCGCCUCGAUCUUCUCCGUCUUUGACCGUAGUCUCAACACGCGGAUACGCUGAAUCGCGAGUCGAAACAGCGGAUACUCGCCGACAGAAUAUGCUCAUCACGAGUUAUUUCUAACGUUGACCAGUCAGUAUGUCAGAAGAACCGCGUUUAGCAAAAUGCUCAACCUUUUGGUACUCUCUUUACCAUGCAUUCGACCUUUGCUUCAUCAUAACAUCCCGGUAUUCCACGUUCCGCGUUUAGCAAAAUGCUCAAACUUUUGGUACUCUCUUUACCAUGCAUUCGACCUUUGCUUCAUCAUAACAUCCCGGUAUUCCACGUUCUGCCAAAUGUUUAACCCUUCAGACUGCUAUUUGCUCCACAAUAUCAUUAUCUGUGGCAAAUUCUUGAACUAAUGUUGAAACGGGUCGUUUGCUUUGCAUCUUGGGAAGAUGGACGUUUUGUACCGUACCGUUCCGGCCUUAUUCUGCCCACAUUCAGCCAACCAAAGCCUUGAUCACCAGCUGGGACAAAAAAAACAUGCGCUCUUACAGGGCGCAGAUGCUCCACAGACGGAGUCCAGUAGAUGGGUCAUGAGCACUUUGUCAAGCCGAAGUUCAUCAGUGCUUCACCACUUGUCAUUCUUUGUCGCUGCAGAUCGGGUAUUCACUCAGGAAGGUAUAAAUGCACCCCGAUCUACUGGCUUCACGAAGCAAACAAGCUCCGUAUGGGUGGCAAAGGUCACGAACAGGCAACUAACUACCAGGCUGAAGUCGGCCAAGCCAUAAUGGCAGCGAGGAGGGAGGACAGAGAAUGCGGGUAGAUUGAUACAGUACUGUUUCGGGCUUAUUAUGCCUUCGUUCAGCCAGUCAUAACCCUGACCACCAGCAGCUGGGACCAGAAACACAAACAUGCGCACAGACGCACCUGGCGCAGUUGGUCCAUCACUGAGGCCUACCAGAUGGGUCAUAAGCACUUCAUCGAACCGAUGUUCAUCAGUGCCUCGCCACCUGUCAUUCUCUGUCGCUGCAUAUCGGGUAUUUAUUCAAUCAGGAAAGGGCGCACACCGAUCUAUUGGCUUACGAAGCAAACAAGCUCCGUAUGGGUAGCAAAGGUCACGAAUAGGUUAUUACGACUUGGCCGACUUCGAGGUGAUAGUUUGUUGUCUGCUCGUGGUCUUUGCUACCCAUACGGAGCUUGUUUGCUUCGGGAACCCAGCAGAUCGGUGUACGUCCAUUCCUGAUUGACAAUGACAUAUAUUCAGAUUGUUCACCUGUUCUUGCUCCUCCACCGCAAGUGGUAGUAGCUAUCGUAGUCAUAGUAGUAGUGGACAUUUUUGUUAGUUGGCGGUGGUCGUCUCUGUGCGUAGAUCUACGCCACUUAGAUAUUGUCUUGCUGAUAGGCGGGCAAUUACCUCCCAUCGGAGCCAUUGGCCUUUAACAAAUAUUCGCGAGCCGUAGGCCUUCGGUUGUUCAGGAAAUCCUGUUGAACCACUGCUUCCCGAACCGCGGUUGUGCGGGGCGGCCUGUUGUCGGGAUAAUUUACUGUACUUCCAGAAUCCUAAAACAGGUGUCCACAUCCAUUUCUCCGACACGUCAGUCUGAAGUUCCAGGACUGUCUGGAAUGACGACGAGUGAAGCCAUCUCGGAUGGCGAUCAGUUUCCACCACGUUUUAGCAUCGCUAUCACUUGCGAUCUUUUUAUAGGCUGCUAGUUUGACUGAUCGGUGCCCAGCCCUGCCUGAUCCUCGAGACCCCGCAUCGCCUGCGCCACCGAUGGGUUUCGGUCGCGUUCCUCGAACGCCCCUUCUACUAUUCGGUCUUCUACUGUAGCCUUUUUUGCCAUCCUACAGGUUUUCCGUGCCAAAGAGCGCAUAGACGAGGAACUCCGAACGCUAAAUUCCAAACCACCGUCUUCUGAGUCAGCCAAGCCCCCUGAUCCAUAG
This is a messenger RNA of Spirometra erinaceieuropaei, 3666 nucleotides long. NCBI's taxonomy places the organism in Eukaryota, Metazoa, Platyhelminthes, Cestoda, Diphyllobothriidea, Diphyllobothriidae. The record is from the annotation of a GenBank genome assembly.